Messenger RNA from Musca vetustissima, 606 nucleotides. RefSeq names its product kinesin light chain-like. The transcript has 2 exons. Gene Ontology annotation, cellular component: cytoplasm; membrane-bounded organelle; kinesin complex. Gene Ontology annotation, molecular function: kinesin binding. Gene Ontology annotation, biological process: microtubule-based movement. The coding region runs from base 1 to 606 and encodes 201 amino acids. Lineage: Eukaryota; Metazoa; Arthropoda; Insecta; Diptera; Muscidae. The record is from RefSeq and is a predicted model, not a curated record.
AUGACUCAAAUGACUCAAGACGAAAUAAUAAGUAACACAAAAACUGUUCUACAAGGACUGGAAGCACUUCGAGUGGAACAUGCCUCAUUAAUUUCUGGAAUAAGCGAAUCUAAUAAGGAUGAAGAAAAAACUUACAUCAUAAGAAAAAAUAUAGAGAAUAUUGAAUUGGGUCUCAAUGAGGCACAAGUAAUGAUGGCCCUAUCAUGUCAUCUUCAAAACAUUGAAGCUGAAAAGCAAAAACUUAAAACGCAGGUACGAAGAUUGCAUCAGGAAAAUGCAUGGCUACGUGAUGAACUUGCUAAUACACAACAAAAAUUUCAAGCAUCAGAACAAUUGGUCGCCCAACUUGAAGAAGAAAAGAAACAUCUAGAAUUUAUGACAUCUGUAAAAAAAUAUGACGAAAAUCAAGAUCAGGAGGAACAAAAUGAAAAACCUAGACCUGAUCCCGUAAUGGAACUUUUUCCAGAUGAUGAUAAUGAAGAUAGAAACAAUAUAUCUCCAACGCCUCCAAGUCAAUACUCAAAUCAAUCUUCGGGUUAUGAAAUUCCAGCUCGUUUGAGAACUCUACAUAACUUGGUUAUACAAUACGCAUCCCAGGGAAGGUAA